AGCAUGUCAGAUCAGGAGAAGUUCCUGGAAGUUUUAAAGAAGGAGCUACGCUCUCUGCUGAUUUCUGCCAAAAAUAGUCUGACUCCUGUUGAGCUAGAAAGAGAUUACCACAGCAUGAUGGGGAAGCGGCUGCCUCUGUGUGCAUUAGGUUACAGGUCUGUUCUGGAGCUUGCCUCCCAUAUACCGGAUACUAUUAAAGUUCACAAGUGUGGAGAUGGCAGCAUCCUUCUGAAAGGGGUUGGGAAUGAAACGACUAAAGGAAUUGAAGAGCUGGUGGCAAAGGCAAAAGUCUCCACCAAGACCAAACGUAACUUAAGAAAAACUAGGUAUGAACUCAUGCAGAAGCAAGCAUUCCUGCCCAGGCGGUAUAACACCACCCCAAUUCUACCAGCAUUAGUGAAAUGUGAACUUAGAGAGCUGGUGGCAUCUUUUCCUGGUGGUGUCCUACUCUCUGAUUUUGACAAGUCAUUUAUGAAAAGGUAUGGACGGCCAUUUCAGUACACAAGAUACGGCUUCUACUCCUUACAGGAAGUUCUCAAAGCAACUGGAGAUGACAUUGAGAUCCAACAGACACGCCAGGGUUCCCUUCUAUUGCUGAGAAACAAAAAUAGAGAGAGUCCAAUCAAACAAGGUAAACAGCUAAGCCAGCCCUUGCAAAACAACCAAGCCCAAUCAAUUGCAAUACCAAGCCCCAUCAAACCGCCCACAGGGAACCAAAUUGUAUCACCUUCGAGGCCAGAGAAUUUACCAGAUCCUGCUCCAGACCCAGAGUACUUUGAUGGAGGUUUGAAAAAGCUUGUAGAAGACCUGAGGACAGUACUUGUAGAUAAAGGGGUCGAAGGCACCAUUGAUUCACAAGUAAAGGAGAAAAUUCGGUUUACAGUAGCACAACGACCUAAUGGGUUAUUGGCAUCUAAACUCCCAACGGAAUUCAAGAAUAUUUUUGGAAUGGAACUUCCCUUAAAGGAUUUGGGCUUCUAUAGUGUGACUGAACUUGUUGGUGCCUUAAGCGAUACCCUCUGUGUGGAGCGUGACUCUGUAAACCAGGAUUGGCUAGUCUUUGACAUCCGACACUGCAAGUCACUUCAAAGAUGUACCCACUACACUAUGGCGACCAGCAUUGCACACACUACUCCAGAGCAAGUGGAAUCACAACUCAACAAAAUCAAUUCAUUGCCAUCUGCAGACCAGAAAAAUACAGUUAUUGCAGACAGUAGGGAGCCUGGAAAGAAUUUCAGCCUUAAAACAAGUAAUGUGGAAAUGGUAAAGAAGACCCAGUGUUCACCAGAAAUUGAGAUUCCACCAGACGCCAUACAGGAUGGAAGUCUCUACAAGUUACCAGAGCUAGAGGAAAACUCCUUUGUUUGUGUGUUUGUAGAAAGCGUGACUUCGCCCAGUCAGUUUUAUAUUCGUUUCUAUGGGGAUUGCACCUCUAUGAUGCUCGAGGAUCUGAUGAUUGAGAUGAGACGUUGCUAUUCCUAUCAAGAGGUCUCUGAACGCUAUGUGAUGCCAGAUUCAUUUAUCCAGCCAGGACAAGUGUGCUGUGUGCGGAAUCCUCAUGAUGUGUGGUGGUACCGUGUCAUUAUCCACUGGGUACUAGAUGAAAAACUAGUGGAGGUGUACUAUGUUGACUUUGGAGAUAUUUCUUCCGUGGAAAGAUCUAGACUAAGGUUCCUCAAAUGUUGCCAUUCAAAACUUCCUGCCCAAGGAGUCCCAUCAACGCUUAUGUGGCUACAACCAACUGAGGAUGAUUGGAGCAUUGCUGCUAAAAAUCAAUUCCUGAGAUUCUGUGGAAAACAACCACUGGUGGCCCUGAUUUGUGGAUAUCUUGACGAUGUGUUGUACUUGUUCCUAUGUGAUACGUCUACAGAUGAAGACAUUUACAUUAAUGAUGUGCUUAAGAAAGCAGGUCAUGCUGUGCCCUGCCUUACAUACAAUGCCUCUAAGGGAUUUGGGCUGUUUAAUCCAGCAACCCUGUAUUUGAAAUCAAAACUAAUUUCUGUAAAGGAGGUGCCAUCAAAAAUUAAGGAGCCUCCAACAUCCCCACUUGACAGAAAACCCAAAUCCUCCACAGCAGAACAGAACAUCAAAGAAUCAGACCUCCCAGCACAUGGAGGAAAGAGUGAACAGGAUUUUGAAUCACUAACAUUUGAUUUGCCAUAUUUGGAACCACAUCCAUUUUGCUCUGUUACUUCAGUUGAAGACAGUUGUAAAUCGUUGAAGAUGUCUGUACUGGGAGUGUCUGAAGAAAUUAAGUAUAAUGAGCUCCCAGCACUCGAGGUGGUGGAAGAGGAAAAGCAACAGGAUCUGUGCUGUGAAUCAUUGAACAGCGUGGAUCAUCUCCCAAAUUCAGAGGCAAAGUUAAAAUCACAAGAUGAGUUUUAUAUCUCACUAAUUGAUACUAAGCAUACUGUGGAACCAUGUAGUGCGGAGAUUCCUAGUGGAUAUGGCCAGUCUGGUGUAACUUUCAAACCCGAGAAUGUUCAGCCUUCUUUAAAAGCAGAUGCCAAGGAAGUAGUUUCCAGCUACACUUCUGAAGCUCCUCAAAACGAAACCAUUCUGGCUACUGCAGUGUCUUUAUUCAGCAAUGUCCAGGAGGAGUCUGUCCUGACAUCACCUGUGUUAUCUGCUGCACCAGCUGGGCACAAUAAAUUUCAUCUACCCAGGAGCUCUUCAUCCGUCGCAUUGGGCCCCUCUGCACGCAUGGCAGGAGCACUCCAUCAUUUAUCAUGGCUGUCAAUAGUGAACAAAAAGCUGUAAUCCUCACAAUUCCAGAUAGGAAAUCAGCCUGGAUUAGCUGGAACACGACUUGGCCACCAAUACGUCAUUAAAAAGGAUUCCUAUUUGAUGCCCCAGGUCCGAAUUAUACAACCUCUGUGGUCUGAAGAGCUUGUUUUCAAAAGAUUGAACAUCAAACUGACAAAACCCAAGUUCGAAAAUAUUACCAUUGCCAAAAUAUUUCUCUGUUUUGAGAUUCCCCCCCCCCGUGCUAUCUUUUUUUCACAUGCUUCUACAAAGGAAACAUUGUAUAAGAUAAAUGUAAUCUUGAUCUUUGUAUUUUGUUUAUUAAGAUUUUUUUUUAUUGGGAAAGAUAUACUUAUGAAUGUCGACCUUAUUGAAACAACCAAAGUGACCGUGUGAUGAAGCUGAUUUAAUAUGGAAUUGAAAUGGCAAUCUUUUACGUUUGUGUAUUGAAUGGAAAACUGCUGAUAGCUCUAAUGCUUGACAUGCUCAGUAAGCCUUUACAUCCUCGUCAGUUAAUGCAAUGUUUACUUUUACUUUCUAUCACUUAAUUUUACUAUUUACUUUUUUUAUAUUAAAAGUUUUUGCUGAUGGUGAUGAAACAUUUUUCCUUUUCAGGUGCCCAUUGGCCAGAUCAACCACUCCCCCAGGUCAGAUACAGCACAAUGAGCUAUAGAGUAAAGUAGCACCCUUUCCUUUGAAUCACAAGAUUCUGGAUUCAAGUCCUUCUCCAGACCUUGAGCACAAAAACCAAGGCUGACACUGCAUACAGUAUUGAGGAUGUGCUGCACUGUCAGAGGUGUGCCAUCUUUUGGGUGAGGCAUUAAACCAAGGCUCCAUCUGUCUGCUCUGGUGGA
Molecule: messenger RNA, 3599 nt
Organism: Carcharodon carcharias (great white shark)
Lineage: Eukaryota; Metazoa; Chordata; Chondrichthyes; Lamniformes; Lamnidae
Gene: tdrd5
Product: tudor domain containing 5
Exons: 18
Coding region: 4-2760 (918 amino acids)
Biological process (GO): spermatogenesis
Source: RefSeq, a predicted model, not a curated record